CCCUUUCUGGAUCUCUAAACAAUAUUCAACUGCCAGAAAUUUGAUGUCGUUGUUAGGUACUGUGGUCGAACAUUAAGGUUUUGUUGAUAGUAUGUUAUCUUUCUCUGUACACCAUAGAAGGUUAUUCUACUACUACAAUUAUUUAUAAUUAAGGUUUAAAAAUUUGUGUAGUGUAUUACAAGAUUUUUGUAAGUUCAGGAUUUUGUCACAAUGUCUAAAAAUGUGAUUUUGUAAGACUGUUACAGUUUUAAUUUUAUUGGUACGAUUUCAGUACUGAAUUAGACAGUGCUUGUAAUUUGGAGCAAAGAAUGUUAGAAAAAAUUCCAAUAAAUAUUGUAUGUGUGGUAAAGUAAUGUAAAUCUAUGUUUGAGUCUGAACUUAUUUUACACUUUGAACUGCAAUGCAUGUACAAGUAUAGACCUAGACACAAAAAUACAAUAUAGUUAUAGAAUAAGUAAGUAGCUGUAGUGUAAACAAAACGGUGCAAGCGAAACAUGACACAGAUGAUAAAACAGAGAAGAUUUGCUUGUCCCACUUCCCACCGUUGGUGAGGGGCCCCCUGCCCGUGUCUGCUCAGAUAUUUGCUUCUGCACAGAUUUCUUGAGAGCGGUUUAUCUAUAGAGUAAUCUCCCUUAUCAUGUUUGUAGUUUGAUGUAUUUAAUGUAAGUUUAACCAUAUAUUUUAGGCUUUGGCAUCUGAAGAAGAAGCAGACUGCAGAAAAAAAGUUCCAUUCUGUCAAAAAAUAGCCUUAGAUAUUUUACAUUACUUUGUGUAAGGAAAUCAAAAAUACCAUAUGAAAUGUUUCCACUGAACACAUAUUUACAUUAUUGACCUUAAUUUAGUAAAAAUCUUUUUAUGUUAACAAAUUCGCUACCAAAGGGCACAGUAGUGGUGUGUGGUGGUGACUGCGUAGUAGCUAAAGUGUUGAUCCAUGGCAAUGAUUUUGCUAAUUUAUGUACUUGUUUUAGCUGUUAAAUUUCUAAUGUUCUACUACAGCUAGAAGUAGUUGUAUCUUGUUUAUAGAAAGACAGUUUUGCUGGUAGAGAAUGUCAUCAAUUAUUGAUAAAUCAAAACAAGGUUUUUUUUAUUCUCACCAUCAUUAUGUCUUAAUGUACUAAUUGAGAUUUCCCUUUAGCAGAUUCAGAAUUUCAGGUCCAGAACGAGACUAAGUGACAGAGUGUGCUAUCAACAAGGUGUCUUCUUGGAAAGCAGAGAAAGUUUAGUCCUUCAUUGGGAAAAUCCAAAUGUUUUGUUUAUGUGGUGUCUGUUUCAGGGUGAACGGGAAGGUGUUUGCGUGCGACCUGUGCGGUCGCUCUUACAACCAGUAUGCCUCACUGUAUCGCCAUCGCCGCUACGAAUGUGGAAAGCAGCCGAUGUUCGUUUGUCCGUUCUGUCCUCAGCGGUGCAAACAGAAAGCGAAUAUCAACGCCCACAUCAGACUCAAACAUGCCGAUCAGAAGCAAAACACUGCAUAGUCUUCUGAUUAGGGUAUAUUUGGUUUCAGAUUUGGUCGGAUUAUAUUUUAUUUUCUUAUUAACUUUCUUAAAUUAAAUUGUUCUCGGGCUAUGUCAUUUAAUUUGAGGUUUCAUUAUCUCUUUGUAACCAAAAUCCAGAUUUAUUUUUUAUACAUAUAUAUAUUUGUUAUCUGUUCUAUCUACUUUUAUUAUUACUGUAUCAGAUUUGUGUUAUUCUUCUCACAUUACUGUCUAAUAACUGCAAACAUCUAGACAGGUAGUAAUACUUUUUUUUAUUACUGUUUGCUUAAUUAAGUCAUCUUGAGAAAUUUUAAACUAAGUAGAAACUAUUGUAAAAGGACUUGUAUUGUUUUUUAAUUAAUUAAUUGCCUGAUAUAAAAGGGUUCAGACAUUUUUUUAUUGUUAUGUUACAAAAAUUAUGUUUGUUAACAUAUACAUGUUGACAUAUAACAAUGGUAAAUGUCUGAAUCCUAUUGCCUGAUAUAGAUUUAUUGGAAUGAUAAUUGCAACUUAUACUAAAUAACUCCCAGACAAAAUAAAAUGUUGAUGGGUUUUUUUCAUUUCUUUAAGUGACUCCCUUUAAAGCUGUAACUUAGAUUUUUUGCCAGAAUGAAAUAAUAUAUUGUUUUUUAGUGCAUAACUUGAGCUCAAAAUAUAUUUUGAACUUGAGUGUAGAUGUUUUUUUUAUUUAUUAUCUUGUGUUAAUAUAACUUGUUAACGUUUAUGAGAACGACUUUAAAUUAAUACAUUAUACAUUUGGAAUAUUUAAUUAAAGGUGAGUAAUCCUUUAUAGUAAAAAUUGUAAUACGUAGUACAGCGUAAUACCAGCUGAAUAUUCUACUGAAUGGUUUCCUAGGGGCUAUUGAAGUUGGUUUACUCUUCUUGAAAUGUUUGUAUAAAGUAAUAGUUUGGUACUUUAACAUUCUAUCAGAAGUUUGCAUAUUUGGAAUGAAUUGGAUUAAUAUCUAUUUGCAUUUGUUUGUUGUGUGUAGUAUAAUUAAAAAGGAUUUGUAAUUAUUUUGACAAAACAUGUUAUUUGUUGAAUAAUAAUAAAAUAUUUAACAAUGUUGUGUUUA
Messenger RNA from Homalodisca vitripennis (glassy-winged sharpshooter), 2551 nucleotides. RefSeq names its product longitudinals lacking protein, isoforms A/B/D/L-like. The coding region runs from base 1245 to 1475 and encodes 76 amino acids. The record is from RefSeq and is a predicted model, not a curated record. NCBI's taxonomy places the organism in Eukaryota, Metazoa, Arthropoda, Insecta, Hemiptera, Cicadellidae. The transcript is spliced from 2 exons.